AUGGACCAAAAACGCAAAAAUUCCUUCUUCGUUGUUUUCGUUGUUCGUUCGUUUCAUGCACAUCGACACUUCAUCUCUCUCUCGUAUACUAUGCCACCGAAGAAGAAGACCAAGAAAGCGACCGCGACCACUCGGUCCACCGAGGAGGACGACGACGGUGGUGGUGGUGCAGGUGAUGUUGCUGCUACUGCUGCUGUGAAGAAAAAGAAGAGAGCAAAGUCACCGUCGCCUUUCGUGAAAGAAGAUGAAUCCGAAGGAGAAAACAACAACAACGCGAACGCUUUGAAUACUAAAAGGAAAUCGACCGCGCGAAGAGGGAAAUCGCAAACGCCGAACGAUGAGGACGACGACGGCGGAAAAGAAGAAGCGGAGGAGAAGAAAGUUUCGACGACGAUUCAGACGAGUCAAAUGGGGAAGCGAACAGAAAGGAGACAAAGAAAGGAAGCGAAGAGAAAUUUAGUCCUCGAGUCUGGGAACAAAGUCGCUUUGACGCCUCUAUUGGGAGGCAUUCGGGAGGACGACGGCGCGCGAGGCGGCACGACGACGACGACUGAACCGCUGUGCUAUUUAUUGCAAAUAGACCAGGCGAACAUACUUUUAGAUUGCGGAUGGGACGACAGGUUCGAUCAAACCGAGUACGUGAAAGAGUUGGAGAAAAUCGCGCCUACGUUGGAUUGCGUGUUGAUCUCGCACUGCACGCAACGACACGUCGGCGCGGUACCUUUGCUCUUCUCCGAGCGAGUGAAAUGUAACCCAAACUGUAAAAUUUACGCGUCGAUACCGACGCACAAGUUGGGGCAAAUGUUGUGUUACGACAUUGCGCUCGGGUAUUCCGAGUUUCGAGGGGAGUUUGGAGAAGAUGUGGGAUACAGUCUAGAUGACGUGGAUUUGGCGUUUAGUAAGUUUGUUCCGGUGAAGUAUCAGCAACAUUCGAGGGUGAGCGUGAGGAGAGAAAGCGCAGGGGGUGGUGGUGGUGGUGAGAGCGACGCGGGUACUAAUAGCAAAAAUAGUGGUGGUGCUACCAAUAGCGAUAUUGUCGUCGAAGCUAUCAACGCCGGUCACACGUUAGGCGGUUCAUGUUGGCGCAUAUCAAAAGACGCCGAGGAUAUCGUCUACGCGGUUGAUUACAACAUGCGGAAAGAACGACAUUUAGCCGGGACGAGUUUAGCAGAGACUGUGCAUCGACCGUCGGUUUUAAUUACAGAUUGUCGGAACGUGGAUCGAAAAGCGCCCGAGUCGAGGUUGCAAGUGAGAGAUUUGCCGUUAGUCGAUUGCGUCUUAAAACACGCGCGCAUGGAAGGGAACGUGGUUAUUUGUUGCGACGCCGUUGGAAGGACGUUAGAGUUGGCUUUAUUAUUAGAAGAGACGUGGAAGAAUCAAAAUUUAGGAAGCUAUCAGUUAGUGUUGUUCAAUAACGUCGCCGCAAACGCGUUGGAGUUCGCGCGGUCCCAUUUAGAAUGGAUGAACGAAGACGUUGGUUUGAAAUUCGAUAGCACGCGACAGAACGUGUUCGACGUGAAAAGAUUGUUUCCGUGUCACUCGUACGAAGAUUUUACGAGAUUACCUCCGGGACCGAAAGUUGUCCUUGCAUCGUUGGCGUCUUUAGAAGGUGGGUUUGCGAGGAAGUUGUUCGUUGAAUGGGCCUCGGACGCGAAGAAUUGUUUCAUUUGGCCGGACGAAAUUGGUCGCCAAGUUGGAUUAGCGAGAGAGAUUGUCGAAAAGUGCAGUAAGGGAGGAGCAAAGACGACUUCUUCAAAGACGAAAAAGAAAGACGUGAUCAUGAAAGUUGAAUUAGCGAGGCGAGAAUUGCUGUCUGGGAAAGAGUUGGAAGCGUGGGAGCACGAACAAGAAGAGAAACGUCUCGAAGCGGAAAAGAGGAGAGAAGAAGAAGCGAAGCGACUGGCCGAAGAAGAAGAGAAGAAACGUAUGUUGGAGGAAGAGAUGGAUGUGGACGCUGCGACGCUCUCGCAACCAGUUGAAGACGAAAAUAUUUACGGUGAAAAGAAAGCGGGUGUCGCAGAGGAAGAAGAAAAAGUUGAGCGUUUGGUACCGCCACCUCAAGUAAACGAGGAAACUGGUAUUGCGCUGCGAGACAAGCAAAUGUCGUUUGAGCGACGCGAGUGCAUCGUCGAUGGAUUUAUUCCCGAAAGUUUCGAGCAUCUCGUCUUUCCGGACGAAACGAAAUUAUCUUCUUCAUCAUCCGAUCCCUCGGGUAUGAGUGCAAAAACUGAGUACGGGGAAGCCAUCGAUGCGGACGCGUUCUUUAGAGUCGCGAACGAAUUAAGACCGGAAAUGACGAGAGAUCAAUCGUUUGAAAGUACCGGCGACGUCGAUAAACUCGCGGGCGUAGAUGGCAUCAUGGACGCGACGAUGGGAAUAGCAGCGAAAUUGACUAACAAACAACCGGAUAUGGAUAUAGAUGCGAAUGCGGGUAAAGAAGAGAAAGCUCUCGAACGACCGGUGGGAAUACCAACGAAAGUCGUCAAGGAAACGAAAGAAAUCGUCGUGAAAGCGGCAAUUGAAUCAAACUUUGAUUACGACGGAUUAGCCGAUGGUCGAUCAGUGAAAGCAAUCAUCCCGCGUCUAGAACCGCGACGAGUAAUUCUCGUGAGUGGUACUGUGAAAGAUGCCGAGAAGCUUGCUUCGCACUUAUACAACGAUUCCGAACACUUCCCGAAGAGCUCGAAGAUUGAUUAUCCGAAGAACAACGAGACGUUAGAUGCAUCCUCGGUACAUCCGACGUACAAGGUUCGACUUUCUGAAGCGGUUUUAUCCUCCGCGCGUUUGCGACAGGUGAGUGGCUAUGCCGUCGGUUGGAUCGAUGGCGUCAUUGGGCCAAUCCCUGAAGAUGGCUCGGCGCCGGAGUUGCUCCCGGUCCCAGUGAAUGCUUUGAAAUUAACCGUAUCAAAAACAGUUAAAGACGAAUCUUUACUCGCUGGAAAAGUCACCGGUCCUUCUUUAAUAAAGAAAGAACCAACCGCCGCCGCUCUCGUGGUAGAAGACAACGAAGAAAAUGAAGGUACAGAAAUCAACAUCGUGACUAAACAUCACCGACGCUCGGCGUUCGUGGGUGACGUUCGUUUGUCCGAGUUUAGAAGGUAUUUGCAGAGAAUGGGCGUACCCGCCGAGUUUGGCGAAGGCGGUGCUUUAGUUUGCGCGAAUGGACAAGUCGUCGUUCGUCGAAGAGCCGAAGACGAUGAGUUGAUUGUUGAAGGAUCAAUCUCGGAUGCGUACUUCAACGUCAGAGACAUGCUCUAUGCGCAAUACUCAAUUAUUUAA
This is a messenger RNA of Bathycoccus prasinos, 3279 nucleotides long. RefSeq lists its product with no specific name. The record is from RefSeq and is a predicted model, not a curated record. Gene Ontology annotation, biological process: mRNA 3'-end processing by stem-loop binding and cleavage. Lineage: Eukaryota; Viridiplantae; Chlorophyta; Mamiellophyceae; Mamiellales; Bathycoccaceae. The transcript has a single exon. Bases 1 to 3279 code for a protein of 1092 amino acids. Gene Ontology annotation, molecular function: RNA binding. Gene Ontology annotation, cellular component: mRNA cleavage and polyadenylation specificity factor complex.